Eremothecium cymbalariae DBVPG#7215 is the source of this 1239-nucleotide messenger RNA. RefSeq names its product gluconeogenesis transcription factor RDS2 (gene RDS2). The transcript has a single exon. Gene Ontology annotation, molecular function: zinc ion binding; DNA-binding transcription factor activity, RNA polymerase II-specific; RNA polymerase II transcription regulatory region sequence-specific DNA binding. The record is from RefSeq and is a predicted model, not a curated record. NCBI's taxonomy places the organism in Eukaryota, Fungi, Ascomycota, Saccharomycetes, Saccharomycetales, Saccharomycetaceae. Gene Ontology annotation, cellular component: nucleus. Bases 1 to 1239 code for a protein of 412 amino acids. Gene Ontology annotation, biological process: regulation of DNA-templated transcription.
AUGGUAGAUGAUAAGAUACAAGGUGAGUAUGUUCCAGCAAAAAGACGAAGAAAGGUGAGCAAGGCUUGCGUCUUUUGUAGAAGGUCACAUAUGAUUUGUGAUGACCAGCGGCCAUGUUCUCGUUGUAUCAAGAGGGACAUUGGACACCUGUGUCAGAGUGAGAAAGUGCAUGCUAUUAUAUCUACAGCCUCUGGUGUUAAUGGGAUAGAUAUCAAUGAAAUUCAAUCUCAGGCUACUUCUAAAGCAGAACAGAACUUUGAUGUUCAAGCGGUGCCGGAUCAUUUACUUCCAACUCUUCCAGCGCAGUACCAGCCGGUGAAUAAGACAGGUAACAACAUGCUGUCGCAGAAUCCUAAGUUUGUUAGUGAACAUGUUGGCUCUGAAUUUUCUUCGUUGAACGAGUUUUUGACUAUGUUGGAAGAUCCAAUGUUAAUGGAGCCCACGCCCUCACCUGCCCCUGUACCAACGACGACGACGAGUGCUUCAGAUGGCCAGGUGCAGCCUCCAGUAGUACCUAGGAUUCGGUCAUCAGGUCUGAAUAUAAUGACGAAAAUUUCUGAAGGGAUGCAGCUUGCUCAAGAGCAACCUACCGCGAAGGAGAACUUCUUUUUAACUGCAGCAGAUCCGUCGACAGAGGUAGAUCCAGAGGAUCGACUUAAGCUGGUGAUAAACGCCAAGCUGGAAGCUGGACUUCUACAGCCAUAUAACUAUUCGCAGGGAUAUUCAAGAUUACAGAGCUAUAUGGAUAAGUACAUGAAUCACUCGUCUAGACAGCGUAUCUUGAAGCCUCUAUCUACAAUAAGACCUGCUUUCAGGGCUAUCGCAAGAUCCCUAAAAGAUGUGGACCUCGUACUUGUGGAGGAGAGUUUUGAACGAAUGUUGCUUUCUUAUGACCGGGUAUUUACAUCGAUGUCCAUGCCCGCAUGCUUGUGGAGGCGAACAGGUGAAAUAUACCGCGGCAACAAGGAGUUUGCCUCUCUUGUAGGUUGUACUGUGGAUGACUUGCGAGAUGGCAAGAUUGCAAUUUAUGAACUGAUGACUGAAGAGAGUGCGGUUAAUUUCUGGGAGAAGUACGGUUCUAUCGCUUUCGAUAAAGGACAAAAAGCUGUGUUGACGAGUUGUAAUUUAAGAUCUAAAGAUGGCAGACGACGUAGGCCAUGCUGCUUCAGUUUUACCAUCAGAAGGGAUCGGUACAAUAUACCCAUUUGUAUUGUGGGCAACUUCAUCCCCAUAUCAUAG